Molecule: messenger RNA, 1014 nt
Organism: Truncatella angustata
Lineage: Eukaryota; Fungi; Ascomycota; Sordariomycetes; Amphisphaeriales; Sporocadaceae
Exons: 1
Coding region: 1-1014 (337 amino acids)
Source: RefSeq, a predicted model, not a curated record
AUGUCUACCUAUAUCCAAAACAAGCUCGCCUCAGGCUCCAAGCUACACAUCUUCGUAACAGGGGCCAGCGGCUACGUCGGGCGGCACUUCACCAAGCUAGCCAUCGCAUCCGGACACACGGUGCACGGCCUCUCGCGGUCGAGCAACGGGGACGAGAUCCUCAAGUCGCUCGGCGCGACGCCCAUCCGGGGGGACUUGUCGAAGCACGAGCUGCUGAAGGCGGAGGCAUCCAAGGCCGACGCCGUGGUGCACCUGGCGUGGAACCACGACUUCAGCCUUGACAUGAACAAGGUGGCGGACGACGACAUCGCGGCCGUCGACGCCAUCAUGUCUGUCCUGUCCGGCACGGGCAAGCCCCUCAUCCACACAUCUGGCGUGGGCGGCUAUGUGGAGACGGCUGACGGCUCUGCGGCGACCGAAGACGUUCCCAAACAGACGGGCGUGCCUCUUCUGGAUGCGCGCGGGCGCGCCGAGCGUAAUCUGCUGGACAGGGACGAUGUGCACGGGGCGCUGAUCCGGCUCGCGCCCUAUGUGUACGGAAACGGUGGUAGCGGGUUCCUGGUCAUAUGGAUGAGCGAGGCGCUCAGGCAUGGCGAGAGUCUGUAUGUGGAAGAUGGCGGCAACAAGGCGAAGAGCACGGUGCAUGUGGAAGAUGUUGCCGAGUUGUAUCUGCAGGCGAUUCAGUAUGCCGGCAAGGGUGAGAUCUACAAUGGCGUCUCGUCGGCCGAGACCACGGGGAAGCAGAUGGCGGAGGCGGUUGGUGAGGUCAUGGGCGUACCGACCAGGGCCGUGACGUUCGAAGAAGGAGUUGGCAAGUUUGGUCAGUUCUUGACAUUCUUCAAUGCCAUUGCAGCAAAUGUGUCCAGCCAGAAAGCAAGAGACCAACUACACUGGCAGCCUCAUGGUCCUGCGUUUCUAGAGGAUGUCAAGAACGGUUCAUACAAGGCGGUCGCGAAGGAAUUGAAGGACACCGGAAACACCAAGGUAGCUGCGGAGUGGGGAAUCGGCAAAUAG